UCUCACUUUUGGACAGUAAGGUGAAAAUGAAGAAUCAGAUGAGGCUGUUCGUGUUUCUUGCUCUGGUUGCCUUGCUGGUCAGGGCUCAGACACCUGCUGAACCCAACUAUGAAGAUUUCUUCUUCAACCUCAAAUUUCCUCUGGACAACUACCGUCCACUUCUGAAUCAAGUGCAAGUUGAAACUUUGCCCCCUGAGGAGGUCGACCAGUCUGCACUGUCAGUCAGGAGUCUGACAUUUCCUGCACAAGAGACGGAGUGUAGCUCCAUACAGGAACAAGGCAGCCCAUGCCCUCUGAAGGAAAAUGGGAAACUGAUGCUGUGCAACGCAAAAGUUACCUACCCAGUGCAAGAGCCCAGUGACAUCAGAGCCUUUGAAAUCAGAUGUGACAUGGCCACAGAGGAAGCCUUGCAGGGAAGGGUCAGAACAAGAAGAAGCAGGGCUGGUCGUGGCUCGGGGCGAGGAAGAGGCAGCAGCAGCUCGGGGCGAGGAAGAGGCAGCAGCAGCUCAGGGCGAGGAAGAGGCAGCAGCAGCUCAGGGCGAGGAGGAGGCAGCAGGGGAAGUCGUGCAGGACGAGGAUCCUCGAUCGCUGGUGGUGGAAACAGAAAUAACGGUGGAACUCGGACAGCAUAAAAUUAGUAGUAACGGCAGAACCAUUUCUGUGAGAAAAAGGUCACACAUUUCCUGCAAACAUUCAGAUUACAUUUUGUGUUUCUGUUUUGCAUAAUGAACUCCACUUAAUUAACUUUUUGAACUUGUGUCUGCAAAUACACUGUUGGCCUGUGUGUACUGUAAAUUAUUUUUAUUAUGCAAGCUUGUUGAAUUGAAAGCAUGAUACAGUAAUUUCUUUUACACUUAAAACAUAUAUAUUAUGUAAACCUUUGGUCCAAAAAUAAAGGAGAGAAUCUUUGCAUCUGUA
Myripristis murdjan (pinecone soldierfish) is the source of this 918-nucleotide messenger RNA. RefSeq lists its product as uncharacterized. Lineage: Eukaryota; Metazoa; Chordata; Actinopteri; Holocentriformes; Holocentridae. The record is from RefSeq and is a predicted model, not a curated record. The transcript has 4 exons. Bases 27 to 632 code for a protein of 201 amino acids.